AUGAUAAACAAGUCGCACCAGUAUAUUUGCGCAGCUGACCGAACCCGAUCUACUUCAGACACGUCAACCGGAACACCUGAUUUCACAACUUCAGAGCAACCAAAAGUGGCAACAAAGAAGAUCUAUCCGUCGGAAAGUUUGGACAAGAAAACUCAGACUGCCUUUAUUGCAACAGGCGCUGGACUAGGUGGACUUGUUCUUAUACUCAGUGUGGUCGUUGUUGUAGUGUGCAGGCAACGAACAAAAAAGUCUAAGGAGGCUGAAAAAAUACAGUUAAAAGAGAGUGAAAAGAACAGGCGGAAUGAAUUUGAAGGCUCGUUCCUCGGCCAGAAUUACAUAGGAAGACAUUCGGAUUCCGAGCAUGGGAAAAACGGACCUUACCUUAGCGGCCCAUUUAAACCUAUUUCAAAUGGCCGACCUAGUCCUUUUCAGCUAAUAGAUACUGCAACUGCAUUCCAUAAUGGCGGAUAUGCAGCCAGUGUCCGUAGAUUGUCUGAACCAUUGUAUUCAAAGACAAACAAACCAUUGGUUGACGUUUACCUACCAUCUGAUAAUUCACAUAGAAAACCUUUCACCCAAGACAUGGUUCGGGUGAUUCCAGAAACUUACAGUCUCCGUUUACCGAGGCUACGAUGUACUUCAACAGGUGUCGACACCGGUCGAGUGUUUCCAGUCCGCGAACCUAAACCAGAUUACGAUGCGCCAGCUUCACCGCAACCGGAUUAUCAUCGUCGCAGUAGAUCACAUGAUAGGCUAAAUAUGUCACCUGGCAGCGGAUUGAACGGUUUCAGCAGCGGAAGUAUGGAGCGUAUGCGGUCACGUGACGGUCAUGGAUACGGAAGCCUGGAGAGAGAUCGCGUACCCAGGCGGAGUACCAAGUUUUAAUGACACUAUAUUUUGUCAUAUUCAAUACGAAUAACAAUAAUGCAUGAUAUGAACGUAUUAAACAACUUUAGGCAACAUGAACAAUAGCAUUUCUUUUGAAAUGAAAAAGAUAAUUUUAUGCAAGUAUUUGAGUAGUUCUCGGACAACAUUUUUUUCGGACAGCCGCGAUGUUUGCCUCCUUUUGAAAUAUAUUUUUAUCACAUUCAUAUUACAAUCACGUGGAUAUUAAGUCGAUGAUAAGGCAUUAUAUUUUAUCAUUUGAAAUAAGUUAGAUAGGAAUGUACUUUGCGUUUUUUUAACACGGCAUUGCAAAUGACGACCACUGUUUAAUAUAUUGUUUUUAUUUUAGCUUGGGAAAUUCUUGUUUGCAAAUAUAAUUUAUAUGCAACUCAUAUUUCUUAAUUUUAAUUUUAAUUGUCAAUUAUAGCUUGGGCA
This is a messenger RNA of Mya arenaria, 1320 nucleotides long. RefSeq lists its product as uncharacterized. The record is from RefSeq and is a predicted model, not a curated record. NCBI's taxonomy places the organism in Eukaryota, Metazoa, Mollusca, Bivalvia, Myida, Myidae. The coding region runs from base 1 to 885 and encodes 294 amino acids. The transcript is spliced from 6 exons.